Molecule: messenger RNA, 5695 nt
Organism: Castor canadensis (American beaver)
Lineage: Eukaryota; Metazoa; Chordata; Mammalia; Rodentia; Castoridae
Gene: Cbl
Product: Cbl proto-oncogene
Biological process (GO): cell surface receptor signaling pathway; negative regulation of epidermal growth factor-activated receptor activity
Cellular component (GO): membrane raft; plasma membrane
Molecular function (GO): calcium ion binding; phosphotyrosine residue binding; receptor tyrosine kinase binding
Source: RefSeq, a predicted model, not a curated record
CGUGAGCUCGCGAGGACGGUGCGGGAGUGUGUGUGGGGGGUGGUCGCUGCCUCGUCGGGACACGGCAGCCCUCUUUCCCAAGCUCGCCCGCUAGCAGCCCGUCCCCGGCGCACACCCCCGCGCUCCGCCCGCCGGGCUCGCGCUCGCUGAAGGGGUGCGCCCCGCUCUCCCGGCACCGCCCACUCCUCUCCCUGCCGCCGCUCCUCCCUCCGCCCGGAGUGCCGGCGGCGGCGGCGGCGGCGGCUGCCGGGAGAGGCCCCUCCUUCACGCCCUGCUUCUUUCCCUCGCUCGCAGUCGAGCGGAGCCGGCCAACCCGCUGUGCCCCCGACCUUACCCGGGCCAUGGCCGGCAACGUGAAAAAGAGCUCUGGCGCCGGGGGCGGCGGCGGCUCCGGGGGUUCGGGCGCGGGAGGCCUGAUCGGGCUUAUGAAGGACGCCUUCCAGCCGCACCACCACCACCACCACCACCUCAGCCCGCACCCGCCGGGCACCGUGGACAAGAAGAUGGUGGAGAAGUGCUGGAAGCUUAUGGACAAGGUGGUGCGGUUGUGUCAGAACCCAAAACUGGCACUAAAGAAUAGUCCACCUUAUAUCUUAGACCUGCUGCCAGAUACCUACCAGCAUCUCCGUACUGUCUUGUCAAGAUAUGAGGGGAAGAUGGAGACACUUGGAGAAAAUGAAUAUUUUAGGGUAUUCAUGGAGAAUUUGAUGAAGAAAACUAAGCAGACCAUAAGCCUUUUCAAGGAGGGGAAAGAAAGAAUGUAUGAGGAAAAUUCUCAACCUAGGCGAAACCUAACCAAACUGUCCCUGAUCUUCAGUCACAUGCUGGCAGAACUGAAAGGCAUCUUUCCAAGUGGACUCUUUCAAGGAGACACAUUUCGGAUUACUAAAGCAGAUGCUGCAGAAUUUUGGAGAAAGGCUUUUGGGGAAAAGACAAUAGUCCCUUGGAAAAGCUUUCGACAAGCCCUGCAUGAAGUGCAUCCCAUCAGUUCUGGGCUGGAGGCCAUGGCUCUGAAAUCCACUAUUGAUCUGACCUGCAAUGAUUAUAUUUCAGUUUUUGAAUUUGAUAUCUUUACACGACUCUUUCAGCCAUGGUCCUCUUUGCUCAGAAAUUGGAACAGCCUCGCUGUAACUCACCCUGGUUACAUGGCUUUCCUGACUUAUGAUGAAGUGAAAGCUCGGCUCCAGAAAUUCAUUCACAAACCUGGCAGUUACAUCUUCCGGCUGAGCUGUACUCGUCUGGGUCAGUGGGCUAUUGGGUAUGUUACUGCUGAUGGGAACAUUCUCCAGACAAUUCCUCACAAUAAACCUCUCUUCCAAGCGCUGAUUGAUGGCUUCAGGGAAGGCUUCUAUUUAUUUCCUGAUGGACGAAAUCAGAAUCCUGACCUGACAGGAUUAUGUGAACCAACUCCCCAAGAUCACAUCAAAGUGACCCAGGAACAAUAUGAAUUAUACUGUGAGAUGGGCUCAACAUUCCAACUGUGUAAAAUAUGUGCUGAAAAUGAUAAAGAUGUAAAGAUUGAGCCCUGUGGACACCUCAUGUGCACAUCCUGUCUUACAUCCUGGCAGGAAUCAGAAGGUCAAGGCUGUCCUUUCUGCCGAUGUGAAAUCAAAGGUACUGAACCCAUCGUGGUAGACCCAUUUGAUCCUAGAGGAAGUGGCAGCCUAUUGAGGCAAGGAGCAGAAGGAGCUCCCUCCCCAAAUUAUGAUGAUGAUGAAGAUGAACGAGCUGAUGAUUCUCUCUUCAUGAUGAAGGAAUUAGCAGGUGCCAAGGUGGAAAGGCCUCCUUCUCCAUUCUCCAUGGCCCCACAAGCUUCCCUUCCUCCAGUGCCACCACGACUUGACCUUCUACAACAACGAGUAUCUGUUCCUUCAAGUGCUUCUGGUCUGGGAACUGCUUCCAAGGCUGCUUCUGGCUCCCUUCAUAAGGACAAACCAUUGCCAAUACCUCCUACACUUCGCGAUCUCCCACCACCGCCCCCUCCAGACCGUCCAUAUUCUGUUGGAGCAGAAACCCGGCCUCAGAGACGCCCCCUGCCUUGUACACCAGGAGAUUGUCCAUCCAGGGACAAACUGCCCCCUGUCCCCUCUAGCCGUCUUGGGGACUCAUGGCUGUCCCGACCAAUCCCCAAAGUACCAGUAGCUACUCCAAGUCCUAGUGACCCCUGGACUGGAAGAGAAUUAACCAACCGGCACUCACUUCCAUUUUCAUUGCCCUCACAAGUAGAACCUAGAGCAGAUGUGUCUAGGCUUGGAAGCACAUUUAGUCUGGAUACUUCCAUGAACAUGAAUAGCAGUCCAUUAACAGGUCCAGAAUGUGAGCACUCCAAAAUCAAACCUUCCUCAUCUGCCAAUGCCAUUUAUUCUCUGGCUGCCAGACCUCUUCCUGUGCCAAAACCGCUACCAGGGGAGCAAGGUGAGAGCGAAGAGGAUACAGAGUAUAUGACUCCCUCCUCUAGACCUGUAGGGCUUCAGUCAGAGUUGAAACGGCCUUUGGAGAUAACACAGAGUUCACGAGCAUGUGAUUGUGACCAGCAGAUUGAUAGCUGUACAUAUGAAGCAAUGUAUAAUAUUCAGUCCCAGGCACCACCUGCCACCGAGAACAGCACCUUUGGUGAAGGGAAUUUGGCUGCAGCCCACACCAACACUGGCCCUGAGGAAUCAGAAAACGAGGAUGAUGGGUAUGAUGUUCCUAAGCCACCUGUGCCAGCUGUGCUGGCCCGCCGAACUCUGUCAGACAUCUCUAAUGCCAGCUCCUCCUUUGGCUGGUUAUCUCUGGAUGGUGAUCCCACAAACUUCACUGAGGGUUCCCAGGUUCCUGAGCGGCCCCCCAAACCAUUCCCUCGGAGAAUCAACUCUGAACGAAAAGCGAGUAGCUGUCAGCAAGGUGGUGGUGCCACUGCUACCCCUGCCACUGCCCCCUCGCCACAGCUCUCCAGUGAGAUUGAGAGCCUCAUGAGUCAGGGCUACUCCUACCAGGACAUUCAGAAAGCUUUGGUCAUUGCCCACAACAACAUUGAAAUGGCCAAAAACAUUCUCCGGGAAUUUGUUUCUAUUUCUUCUCCUGCCCACGUAGCCACCUAGCACAUCUCUGCCUGCUAUGGCUUCAGAGGACCCAUGAGCUAGGCUCUUACUCAAGGAGCACUUGGAGAGCAGAGGCUUCUUAGGGGACUUCACAGUGAGGUCCUGCUGUCCCUAUGGGUAUCAGACCCAUGGUUCCAAGAUUUCAAAGCAGUGGAAUGAGAAUGGAGCAGCUAGUAUUUUAUUAUUGUAUGAUCUUGAGAGUGCAUUUGCAGUGUCCUCCAGUCCCCACUUGGAGAGAGUGGGCUUUUAUUACAUAGCAGCCUACCUGGGGAGCAGUCCCACAAGCAGCAAAACCAGUAUUGUGCUGUAAACCCUCAUUGAGGACUGGAGACUUUCCUGGGUUAGGGAUGUGAUCCAUGUGUAUGUGUGUCUGUCUGUCUGUCUCUGUUUGUGGUUGUGUGUGUCCUAUGAUUAUAAGAUUAUCCUGCUGUGUGUGUUAAUCCCAGGCAGGGAAUUAGCACAAGAAGAUCAGGAAGGAAUAUUUAAAGACUUCCAUCUACUGUGGUAUUGCACCUAACCCUUGUGUACAUUACAACUUCUACACUCCCCUUUGGCUUAGAUUAUAAUGUGCAUAGCAAAAAUCUUAUUUUUAGAAACUCUCCCUCUGUCCUUUCCCCAUCAACUCCUUCUUCCUUGGUAUCUGUCAUUGGCGGUGGGCUUGUUGUGACCAGCCUUACUGAAACCCAGCAGCCUAUAGGAUGUUCUUUAUAAUGUGUGAUGGCGUUGGUUUGUUGGUAGAGAUAAGUGAGAGGGAAAGUACUGUUGCUCUAUCGCUACAGUCAUGUUUGAUACUAGCAGCUAACACUGGUCACUCCAAAGCGCUAUUUCUAUAAGAACAUUACAUUUAAGAUAUUUGAACUGUCCUAAUUACAUAAUGACUGAUUUAAGAUAGAGGCCUUCAAAUACAUUCCGUGUCCUCCACAGGAAAUAGCCUGUGGAAGUCUGUUGCCUUGAUACCAGGUGUGUGUUCUGGUUUAGGUCAUGAGUCUUUCUACUUAACAGGAAGGGAAGAACAUAGUUUCCAGGAUGACUUUCUGGCUUCAAUACCAUGAAGUUUUUAGGACACUUCAUUGAUAUUCUAUCUAAAUUCACAAAAUAGACAGUAAAGAUCUGUUGGUUUUUCUUCUUGUGAAUUAAUUUUAGUUUAUAUGGUAUCCCUUUUUGGAAGUGAGCCAGGUUAGAUUUUUCAGAAGUGGUUUUUCUUUGUCCUUUAAGGAAAUGGGAAUGCCACCAUGGUAGUAAAAUAUUUUGCUGAUAAUUAACACCUUUCCUACGUUGGUGCCACUCAGUGACUUCAUUUUCUUUUGUGCCUCAAGCUUUGCAAAUGGAAUAUCUCUUUCCUCCCUUCCUUCCCUUUUCUUAGGUCCCAUAUAUGAUUACUGUGCUCUGCACAGUAAUUAUUGAAAUGGAUUACUCUAGUAAAAAACAGUAUGGGAAAAGGCCAGCAAUUUGUAUAAUUGGAAGUUCAUAAAGAAGAUUCAGUGUCCAGUUUGGAUACCUGCUUGUCAGUUUCUAUAGCUUUUGCUAAGUUAUCCCUUGGGUUCAGUCAGUUAUCUGGCUAGAGUCUCCUGCUGACUUCACUAGCAGCAUGUACCUUUCUCCUUUUCAGAAGCAAGCUGGCUCACCCAUAAAUCUGCCUUUCUCAGGAUCUAAGUCAUGCUUUUGUCUUUAGGUCCAGAUAGAAAUGAUCCUCCUUAAAUCAGCUUUCUGUCCAGUCUUGGCAUCUUUGGAAUUAAAACCUUCUCUUACUCUUCUCUUGGCAUCUAGCUACUCCAAGAUCUUUGGGGUUUAUCCUCUUGCCUUAGAGCUAUUUAUAUUUCCAAAGCAGACAGUAGAGAAACUUGUGUUGAUGUACCAUGGUUACCCAGUGUCUCCUCUGCAUGGCAGGAAACAGCAUAGCCCACAGCAGGUGCAAAAGGUCCUGUGUUUGGGGUAUAGGAAGGCAGGGGAGAGUGUUAGUGUAUAGAAACAGUAUCCUACCAUCUACUUCAAAACUGGUAACACUCAGUUUUGCAUGUUGUUUAAAUAUUGAAGACCUAGACAAAGAACUAGGAAAAAAUGGCAGUUUCCAGGCCUAUCUGUGUUGUAAUUUUUCUUUCUUGGAAGAUACUACCCAUCUAUUAGAAAACAAAGCACUGGCUAUAUAUCAUUUGAUUUUUCACUGUAUCCAAAUCUUCCAUCGAGAUUAUUAUUGCCCAUUGUAUCUAAGCUAAAGGCAGUUUCAUCUUUUCCUUUCCUGAGCACCUGCGUGACUCUUUGAGUCAGCCCUGAACCUGGGGGUCUGAGUCCCUGUGUUGAUUGUAAAUCAUUGAUUGACUUGGGUGUUAACUUGUCUGGUGUCUGAGGGCAUUUAAGGUUUGGGACCAUUGCUUGAGGAUGCACUGAGGGUGUGCCUACACCCAUGCCAGAGAUUGCCAGGAAGCCUUAGGAAGAUUUCAUGCAGUUCUUAUUUUGAGGAUAAGCUCAAAAUUUGAAUUUGUUAGCAUUUUCCUUUGACUGAGGCACCAAUCACCAAGUCUUCAUCCUCCAUUUUCAUGACAAUUUUUAGUUCUUUGGUUCUUCUUCUAAAUUUAACUAAAUUGCCCUUUUAUAAGCAGGCUUUAUUUUGAGGU